GCGAGAAAGAAGAACCGACUCAACUUACUCCCUCUCUCUGGCGUGGAGAAAUCUACAAGCGCAGUAGGUGAUCACGUCCGUCGCUAUUCUAAAGGAAAAAUCAGUAUAUGCUGCUAUUUUAUGAUUGUCGAAUCGAUACCUAACCAUCGCCACCACUCUCCGACGCCACUGCACCGCUCUGCUAGUGUUAGUGCGUAGAGAAAUCUUGGUCGUAGGAAUCGUUCAAAUGCUGCAGUGCUUCUCUCUCAACUCGCCACCGGCAACUUCAACGUCGCAACCAAACUCACCUACCACACCCAUCCAUCUCCACGACUAUAAUGGGCCUCCGCCUUCUCGAGGUGGAACCUCGACGGAUGGUACGCCAGUGUCGAGCACUUUGCUAUCCCCUACUGUUAACCUCACUCGCGAAUACACCCUCGCUGUUCAAUCUAAUUCUUACAACGAGAUAUGGUCCAAGAUUCACGACUCCACCCAUCAGGAACUUGACGGAGAACAAAUUGAGUUUCAUUCUAACAAUGACCAUGGGGAGGCUCGCCAGUUGCUUUUGGCACAGGUUCUUCACCCAAACCGGGAAUGUGUUGAGGAGGCUCUCCACGAUGCCAGGCCCAACACUCUCACCCGCCUGGCAUCCAACUACUUUGAGCAUAGUGAAAACACUACCCACCUCUGCCUUCUCCUCCACGGAAGUGUAUAUCGUGCCCGUGCUCUGUAUGAUCCUCUCCAUAAGCUCCUUGAAGUCCUUCCUCUAGACUCAGACUACCUUACUCAAUCCCAAUGCAAUUACGCCUAUGAGAUCUUUCUCCAAUUUGAUCGUUGUGACAAUCCUUUCCCUUGCCCGGAUUCUCAUAACUUCCAGGAUAUCCGCCACAGCUUUUCGCAACUCAGGCAGCAACUAGAUCACCGACUUCGCAAGUCCCGCUCUAGAGUCAGCCUAGUUCGCCGAGCCACUACUGCCUCUGUGCUUUGCGUCAUUGGCUCUGCUGUAACUGUCACUAUAGCUGCCGCGGCAAUAGCAACUCAUGCCCUUGUUGCCGUUGUUGCCUGCCCCUUCUGCACUGUCAUGAACCUUCCUCGAAAACUCGCCAAGAAAGAGCUUGAACAUGCCAAGCAACUUGAUGCUGCAGCGAGGGGAACUUUUGUAUUAAACAGUGAUCUUGAUACUAUUGACCGUCUUGUUGCUCGCCUAUAUGCUUCUAUUGAGAGUGAUAAGCAUCUUAUUCGGAUGGGACUGGAAAGGGGUAAUGACAAGCAUCCCAUUUCAGAGGACUCAGUGGAAUAAAUGGUUCAUAUUCACUGGUUUCUUUUCAAUCCUUUUGAUGUACUGUUGGCAUUAGUAGUGAGGGAUUGCAGGGGUGAACAGGAGUGGACGUAGCUCUAAAUUUGCAUAUUCUGCUUUUGUGAACUGUGUUGGAUGCUUCAAGAACAAAUUGUGGUCAUCCGUACUAAUUUUGCCAAAUAAUAAGUGGUUCAUGUUUCAGAAAAGGAGAAUCUGUGUUUAUAACGUUGUGGUGCAGUCUGUGGUGCAUCACAGACUGUGGAGCGCAUAAUUUAUCUUUUUCUUUUUCUUCUUUGCAAAUGAGUAUGUAGCCUGCCUGUGUUGGAUUUGACUUCUGCAAAUUUGGCAUGAUUGGUCCCCAGCAACCAGCCCAUAUAAAGGAUGUUGGAUUGGGGUUUGGGAUAUAUAUGAUCAAUCCCGACUAGUUUGGAACAGAAACUUUGUUAUAUUGAAUUGAAUAUCAGAUAACAAUCUUCAUAGAAUGCUAAUGCAGAAUCAAGUUAUAAAAUCAUAGAAA
Hevea brasiliensis (rubber tree) is the source of this 1793-nucleotide messenger RNA. Its product is annotated as UPF0496 protein At3g19330. Lineage: Eukaryota; Viridiplantae; Streptophyta; Magnoliopsida; Malpighiales; Euphorbiaceae. Bases 227 to 1279 code for a protein of 350 amino acids. The record is from RefSeq and is a predicted model, not a curated record. The transcript has 3 exons.